Molecule: messenger RNA, 4015 nt
Organism: Conger conger (European conger)
Lineage: Eukaryota; Metazoa; Chordata; Actinopteri; Anguilliformes; Congridae
Gene: cyld2
Product: cylindromatosis (turban tumor syndrome), b
Exons: 14
Coding region: 241-2823 (860 amino acids)
Biological process (GO): protein K63-linked deubiquitination
Cellular component (GO): cytosol
Molecular function (GO): cysteine-type deubiquitinase activity; K63-linked deubiquitinase activity
Source: RefSeq, a predicted model, not a curated record
GGAUUACAAUCACUGACGUUAGUUUCAAUCGGUCACAGACGGGUCAAACGGAUCAUUUCACUUCCUGAAACCAGCGCUUAGGUCCAACUUGACCGAUCAAUCGGAAUGACAGUGUGUUUGGCAAAGCUAUGAAGUUAUGCAACAGACAAAUGGAUGCCUGCUCUCACACUGUCCACCCGGAGUUCUUCGCCUGAGGCAGCGGUCCAGUAGGUGCAAGCGGAGUCGCGGCUAGGGGUGCGCAUGGAGCGUAAAAAGGAACGGAAGGACCGAUUCUUUAUCGCCACCAGAGGGAAGGCCAGGAGCUGCCACAGGGGAGCGUCCAAGGGCUGCAUCGGCCGGGUGGAAGCAGAGACUCGUGGGGAGCUGGUGUGUCAGCUGUUCGGCAGCUCGGGCAGUUGUAAGGGGGGCGGAGUGGUGAAGUGCGAGGAUGCGUACCCGCUCUCGCGCCAUCAGGCGCAGCUGCUGCUCUUCGUCUCGCCUCCGCACAAGCGGCUGGAGCUGCUGUCUAACCCGCAGCUGUUUGGGGCCAUCUGCGACCUGGCCCAGGACGAUCUAGUGAUGGUGAAGCACAAGAGAGGCCUCCAGCCAGGGCUGGUGAAGAACCUGAUGCAGAUUGGGAGGCAGGAAACCCCCAGCGACCUGCUCAUGCUGGGGUUCGAGGUGGAGCUUCUGGACACGGAUGAGAAGUCACCCCCCAAGAAACAGCCCCUGCUCCCCCUCGUCAGCGCUGGGGACAUCAUUCAGGUGCUUCCCAAGGACAGCCCCAAACCCCAAAACUUCUCCACAGAGAGAGAAAGACAGUCGGAAGGCAUUAGCACGCGGGCCAUAUCCCGGAUCCAUUCGCUACCAAAUCUGAGGUCCCGCAGUAGGCAGGGGGAGAGAGGCUCUCAGAAUGGGCGCCGGGCCCCCGCCCUGCACAGGAGCCUGGAGGUGGGGUCCAUGGUGGAGCUGGACGUGGAGGCCGAGGCCGGGGGCAUGAUCACGGUGUACGGGGUGAUGCAGUGGAUGGGGGUCCCAGAGGAACAGACAGAUGACUGGGCGGGGCUGGAGCUGGACUAUGAAGUGAGUGGGUGCACUGAUGGGACAUUUGGAGGACAGCGCUAUUUCAACUGUAAGGGGAACAGGGCACUGUUUGUGCCCCUGAGUACCUGUAGGCCAGACGGAAGGUUCCAGUCUCUCCCUGCUACGAAGUUGGCCUCCCAGUACUGUGAGAAACCCCCAGACCUUUACGUGGAGGAGGUAGACGACGCCCCACCUAUCCCUGAAUCGGAGGUGCUGUCGCUGCUGGAGGGGCGUAUGAAGGGGAUCCAGGGGCACUUCAACUCCUGCUACCUGGAUGCCACACUCUUCAGUCUGUUCAGCUCCUCCAUGGCUCUGGACAGUCUGUUCCGCUGCACUGUAGACACGGAGGGAGAGCUACUGCACAUACUCAGAAAACGCAUCAUCAACCGCCUCCGCAGGCAAGGCUUCGUUCCCGCUGAGGGAGUGAUGAGCUUCCGGAAGCAGCUGGGAUGUAAUUCAUUCACGACCGAGGAGAAAGACCCAGAGGAGUUCAUCACUCUUCUUCUACAGCAAGUGCUUCACCUGGAGCCACUCCUAAAAAUCAGGUCAGGCAGCAAGACAACCCAGGAUGCCUACACUUUCCAGAUCAUUCCGGAAAAAGAGCACAUGGGACCCCUACCCACAGUGCAACAGCUGUUAGAAUCCUCCUUCCUCUCAUGUGACCUCAAGUUUGAAGAGGUCCCAGCCUGUUUGAUGGUCCUGAUGCCCCGAUUUGGGAAAGGGUACAAAAUGUUCCCCCGAAUCCUUCCCUCCACAGAACUGGAUAUUACAGACCUCCUGCAUAAUGCCAUUCGGGAGUGCUUUCUUUGUGGGAGGAGGGCGGAGCUGGAGUGUGUGGGGUGCUUAAGGGAUCGAAAACUACAGCCGGGCAGAAUCAAACAGUACUGUGUCACCUGCAGCACACAGGUGCACUCCCACCGUCUGCGGCAGGACCACACCCCCAGGAAGCUGGCAGUGGCAGCCGACAUGCCUGCAGGUGACCCUAGCCCCAGGCAGAUGCUGGAGCUGUUUGCUGUACUCUGCAUCAACACCAGCCACUAUGUCUCCUUCGUCAAGUUUGGCCCUGCCACCCGGUCCUGGCUCUUCUUCGACAGCAUGGCAGACCGCUGUGGGGAUGACCAGAACGGCUACAGUGUUCCAGAGGUCAAGGCUUGCCCAGAGGUGGGCGACUUCCUGUCACAGCCAGAGGAGGACCUCGCUAUUGACCUCGGCACCACCGGGGAUCUGGUGAAGAGGCUCCUGCAGGACUCCUACAUGUGCCUGUACCAGCGCGUGGGCCCAAGAGCACAGAUAACCGGGCCCAAUCACCAAAUAUCACCAGCAGAGAUGACCCUGCCAGAUCACCAAACAUCACCAGCUCAGAAAACCCUGCCAGAUCACCAAACAUCACCUGCUGAGAUAACCCUGCCAGAUCACCAAGCAUCACCUGCACAGAUAACCCUGCCAGAUCACCAAACAUCACCUGCAGAGAUGAACCUGACAGAUCACCAAACAUCACCAGCACAGAUAACCCUGCCAGAUCACCAAACAUCACCUGCACAGAUAACCGUGCCAGAUCACCAAACAUCACCUGCACAGAUAACGGUGCCAGAUCACCAAACAUCACCUGCACAGAUCACCCUGUCAGAUCACCAAACAUCACCUGCACAGAUAACCGUGCCAGAUCACCAAACAUCACCUGCACAGAUAACCGUGCCAGAUCCCCAACCAUCAUCAGCACCGAAAACCCUGCCAAAUCGACAAGUUCUCACGCAAAUGUGAUUUUUUUUUUAGAUUGACUUAAUCAGUUAAAACCUUUUUUACCUUUUUUUGUGUAAACUACAUUUUUUCCCGAUGUUUAACAUCCAGUUGUCCAGUGCUCACUGAGAGUAAAGAGAAAUAUUGGGUAUUAUUGUGUGUAAAAUAAUGUAAGACUUGCUUAAGUGUGCUCAUGGUGAUCACUCAAAGUGAAGGUCAGAAGGUCAAACUGUGGGUCAUAACCUUGUGGCAAUGUUGCUGCAUGGUAGCACCACCCUGCCAUGGGAACACUGUGCGUUAUCCAUCGUAAAUGGUAUAGCGCCUUUAUCCAAAGCGCUGUACAAAUGAUGCUCAUUCACCCAUUCAUACGCAACACUCACACACCAACAGCGAUGGGCUGCCAUGCAAGGUACCAUCCAGCUCGUCAGGAGCAUUUGGGGGUUAGGUGUCUUGCUCAGGGACACCUUGAACCGGCAACCCUCCGACUGCCAGACGACCACUCUUACCUCCUGAGCCAAUGCCCCAUGCCUCUGCCGGCCCUGCUGGAGUACAUGAGGAGGACGCAUAGAAAGCAGGCCAGCCAACGCCAGCUGCAGCUCUGACUACACUCAAAUCAGCGCCCCUGUGUCGGGUGUUCCAUGCCUUGUUAACUGUAAUAUUAACUUCAUCUGAAGAUGUUAAAUGAAAUUGAACUCUUUGAAGAAAAUCUAUUCUCCACACUCAUUUGCCUCCUUGGCCGUUCCUCUUUUCCGCUAAUUUGAGCUCUGAAUCUAUGCUUUAGCCCAAACACUAAAACAGGAUAUAUGAAAAUAAUGAUGAAGGACAGGGUAUUGUUAUUGUUAAAAAAACAUGUGCACUAUAUCCAGAGUAAUGUGAUAUUUUUAUUUUAUUAGAUGAACAUUUUUGAAUACCCCAAUUAUACGAAUGAGGGUUUAGUAUAGUUUAGCUUGUAGGAUGAAAUAAAGAAGAUGAAAUAAGUCAAUUGAAGAUGAAAGGAAAUGUGCUGCAUUCACCCCUACUCUUGUCACAAACUAAUUAUCUUCUUCUGCUCAAAUGAUAAUUUAUCAUUGCAGUACAUGGUCUGUCACUUGUUGAUGACUAUAAUUUAGCUGAGGGUUUCUGGGUAUAUCUAUUAAGUGUGAUUAAGUCUUAUGUACAUGAGUGAUGAGAGCCACUGGAUUUUUGUUUUUGAACAUUAAAACCAUAUACCAACAUA